This is a messenger RNA of Anolis carolinensis (green anole), 4243 nucleotides long. It is a transcript of the gene ntn4, whose product is annotated as netrin 4. The transcript has 10 exons. Gene Ontology annotation, cellular component: basement membrane. Gene Ontology annotation, biological process: animal organ morphogenesis; tissue development. Bases 280 to 2175 code for a protein of 631 amino acids. The record is from RefSeq and is a predicted model, not a curated record. Lineage: Eukaryota; Metazoa; Chordata; Lepidosauria; Squamata; Anolidae. Gene Ontology annotation, molecular function: protein binding.
ACGGGAGGAGGAGGAGGCACAGCACUCAAAGCCCCUCCAUCCUCCUGCCUGGUGUGCGGAGGGGUGUGUAGCGGCGGCGAAGGGAGGCAGGCAGGCAGGCAGGCAGGAGGAUGCCCUCCGGAGCUCCCCGCGGGGGUGCGGGCUGCGUGGGCGCUGGGCGCGGGUCCCGGCGCGGCGCGUGGGCGGGGGAGCCCGUGUAGCGGCGCGCGAGACCCCUUCCCGGGCGGGUGGAGCCCAUGCCCGCCCUGCUCCCGCUCCGGCUCCGGCGCCGGCUCCGCGAUGGGCGGCCCGCCCUGGCCCCCGAUGCUGCUCCUGCUCGGCUGCUCCGCCCUGGCUGCUGCUGCUGCAGGACUGAGCAGUCCCAUUGGAGCUGGGUCGCACUGUGAGAAAGCAUGCAAUCCUCGAAUGGGAAACCUAGGAUAUGGACGUAAAUUGUGGACAGAUACAAGCUGUGGAAGUAACUCCACAGAACUUUACUGUUCUUACAGUGAGGAUGCAGACCUCAUGUGUAAAUGGCUUAAGUGUAGCAAAUGCAACUCAAUGCAUGCCCAUCUGUCUCACCCGCCUUCUGCCAUGGUUGACUCUUCUUUCAAGUUGCCCUAUACAUGGUGGCAAUCAGCACAGGGGCUGCACGGAGAGAAAAUCCAACUGAACCUGGAAUCUGAAUUUUAUUUCACCCAUUUAAUCAUGGUGUUUAAGUCACCAAGACCAGCAGCCAUGGUUUUGGAACGAUCUCAGGAUUUUGGAAAAACAUGGACGCCUUACAAAUAUUAUUCCACUAACUGCUCAGCAACCUUUGGGCUUGAUGAUGAUGUAACCAAGAAAGGGGCCAUUUGCACUUCAAGGUACUCUAGUCAUUUCCCUUGCACUGGAGGAGAGGUUAUAUAUCGGGCCCUAUCAUCACCGUAUGCUGCUGAUGACCCUUACAGCCCUGAAGCUCAGGCCCAGUUGAAGAUCACUAACCUUCGAGUGCAAUUGCUUAAGCAACAAUCCUGUCCCUGCCACAGCAAUGACUUGAAUGCAAAACCUCCACAGCUGAACUACUACGCAAUCUAUGAUUUUAUUGUAAAGGGGAGCUGUUUCUGUAAUGGCCAUGCGGACCACUGUGUGCCCAUCAAAGGAUUCAGGCCCGUUAAAGCAGCAGGAGUCUUCCAUGCAGUCCAUGGAAGAUGCAUGUGCAAACACAACACUGCAGGGACCCACUGUCAGCACUGCGCUCCUCUCUACAAUGACCAGCCUUGGCAAGCUGCAAAUGGCAAAACAGGAGCCCCAAAUGAAUGCAGAUCCUGUAAGUGCAAUGGGCAUUCUGACACUUGCCACUUUGACAUGGACACAUGGCUGGCAUCAGGAAACCAAAGUGGUGGAGUCUGUGAUAAUUGUCAACACAAUACUGAAGGACAACAUUGCCAGCGUUGCAAACCAGGCUACUACCGAGACCUUCGAAGGCCAUUUUCUGCUCCAGAUGCCUGUAAAUUGUGCUCCUGUCACCCGAUUGGAUCCGCAGUGCUUCCCUUUAGCAAUAGCACCUUCUGUGAUCCCAGUAAUGGUGAUUGUCCCUGCAAACCUGGAGUGGCUGGUCCUCAAUGCGAUAGAUGCAUGGUAGGAUACUGGGGUUUCGGAGACUAUGGCUGCCAGCCAUGUGAUUGCGCAGGAAGCUGUGACUCAUUGAAUGGUGACUGCAUCAGUAGUGCAGCCAUAGACUGGCACCAUGAAAUCCCUGGUUUUCAUUCUACAGAUAACAAAAGUGAACCUACAUGGGGAUGGGAGGAUGAACAAGGAUAUUCUGCUCUUCGACAUUCAGGAAAAUGUGAAUGCAAAGACCAGAUUUUACGAAAUUCCAAGAUCUUUUGCAACAUGAAAUAUACAUAUGUAUUGAAGGCAAAGAUUUUGUCAGCUCACGAUAAAGGUUCCCAUGCUGAGGUCAAUGUGAAGAUCCAGAAAGUACUGAAAUCUACAAAACUUAAGAUUUUCAGAGGAAAGCGGAUUCUUUAUCCAGAAUCAUGGACAAAUAGAGGCUGCACUUGCCCAAUACUUAAUCCUGGUCUGAAAUACCUUGUGGCUGGAUAUGAAGAUGUUCAAUCAGGAAGACUGAUAGUCAAUAUGAAAAGUUUUGUCCAGCAAUGGAAACCAGCUUUAGGGAAAAAAUUAUUGGAUAUUUUAAAAGACUGUAGCUGAGAGUGCCGAACAAGGCAUUUGUCCAUACACGAAAUGCAAACAUGGAGAAAAUAAGCUCUCUAAAAUGAAAACUGGAAUGUGAGGGAAUAGUGCCAAAUGUGUGUAAAGAGGUACUCCAAUUUCCUAGCCUUUCACCCUGAUUAUAAACAUAGUAACCGCUAUUGCAUCAUUUAUGAAAAGAAGAAGAGUGAAGCCCCUCCACCAGCCCUGCUUGAAUGUAAAUAGGUGUGUAGGAGGUAUACCAGUCCCAAAAAAUAGUGAACACAUCCAUCCAUAAGCUGCACUCUUAGAUCUUUUUCAGUUCCACCAAUCACAUUUUGGAGGAAGAGCAAGACUGUAAACAAAACUACACUCAUGUAUCUAAUCUAUUGGACUGAUCUGCUUGAAAGUAAAUGUCUUUAACUCAACAGAAGACUUCUUACAAUAACAGCUUUUACAUUAUGUCUCGAUAGUCAAUGUGGACUUAGUAUCUGGCUUUAUCGGUGCUUUAAUGGUCCACACUGAAGUAUGUGGAACAUCAUAAAGUUAUUUGAAAGUUGGAAGUUUAUUUUCAUGUUCUGCUUUAGAAGAAUGAAUGCAUACUUAAAUGACAGACAAAAUAACUAUCAUGUACCAUAUCUGUUUAAAUCUUAAGAACCAGUCAAAUCCAUUGGAAUGCUUUUCUUUCACACUUCUGUAUAAAACAAAUAGGAAUAUUGUUUUGACUAGAUAUCCCUUGAAGACUAUACAUGUAUGGAAAUGACAUGUAUCUGUAGGAAAGAUCCACCGGAAGGCACACAGAUUCAGACUACAUCAGUUCCCAUUUAAAUGAACUCAAUAAUAUAAUGAACAACCGAAUUCGGUGAAAGUCAAGUAUGACUAACUUAAAAUGAAUCCAGCCAAUAAAACUGGUAAUUCCAGCAGACCUUUAUCCAACAGAUUUUUGUGGAACAUUCUUUAAAAGCAAUUCAAGGAUUGUCACUUGGAACACUUGGACAUACCAGGUCACAUUGUGUAGCCUCUGAAACCAACAGGGGUUUGUUUCAAACAUCAGACCUUUGGGGACUAUCAUAAAUGAAGAGAAUUUAUAUUUUUGUGGGGUUUUUUAAAUAAAAAGGCUGGUUCCAUUAUAUGUAGUUACAAGUAUAAAUGGCAAUGUCUCCAUUAUGGAGCAUUACAUGCAUUUAAGUCUUUGAUUACAUAGAGCACUUUAUUGUCUGCCUCUUACCAGUCUGAAUUUUUUAAUGUUCAGGAACAGAUUAUGGCACAAGAAAAAGUAUUCUGAAACAGAAGCACUCCAAAACUGUUAGGACAAAAUGACUAGUGUACUUCAUACCUGGCAAUUGCAACUCAGAAAAUCUAAGGGUACAUUUUGAAAAAUUAAUAUAUUUAGUGGGCUGCUGCGAGUUUUCUGGUCUGUAUGGCCAUGUUCCAGAAACAUGGCCAUACAGUCUGGAAACUCAAAACAACCUAGUGAUUCUGGUCAUUAAAGCCUUUGACAACUAAUAUAUUUACUUUGAAGCCCCAAAUUCAGACUAAUAGCUUGAUUCUAUGGAUAUCAAUUAGGAUUGGACUAUAUAUUAUUGCGAAGAGAAAUCUUUUAACAAAAAUAAUAAAACAUCUGCUUGAUGCAAUGUGAUAGACUUCAAAAACCAUGAUGGACUUAGCCUUUGUUUAUAGCAUCUAAUUUUGAAAAAUAAGUUCAAGUUUUCUUGUAAAUGCAGUCGGUACCAUGAAUGGCUUCUGGACCAAGCAAAGGAGUCUCUACCCCAUUCUGUCCAUAAUUUGCCAAGAAUGAAUUAUCUUCCAUUAUUAGAUUAUAAAGAUCUCUGGUAACAGAUCUUUAAACCAGCACCAAAAUGGUUCUACAUACCUACAGAAAUGCACACAAACCAACACACUUAUCCACAUAUGUAUGUAUGUGCAUGAAAGGCAAAAGAAGAGUUACAAUGCUAUUUAAAAAUAAAACACCACACUGGGUCAUGUCUAUAUUUUCUAUUGUGGUCCUGUGGAUUCACAUAAAUGAUGCUGUUUUGAAAUUUUGCUUUUGUAUCUAAUGUAUAUAAUAAAUAUAUGAUUUCAAAAAAUU